This is a messenger RNA of Psilocybe cubensis, 1041 nucleotides long. RefSeq lists its product as uncharacterized. The record is from RefSeq and is a predicted model, not a curated record. The transcript has 13 exons. The coding region runs from base 1 to 1041 and encodes 346 amino acids. NCBI's taxonomy places the organism in Eukaryota, Fungi, Basidiomycota, Agaricomycetes, Agaricales, Agrocybaceae. Gene Ontology annotation, molecular function: hydrolase activity, hydrolyzing O-glycosyl compounds. Gene Ontology annotation, biological process: carbohydrate metabolic process.
AUGUGCUUUUGGUUAUGUAUUUCAACUGGUACCAAACUAAACAAGAGGCUAUCGGUUAGGGUGCUUUCGAGAGAGACAGAUACUUUGCAUGACACGCAAAGCCUUUUUUACCCCGAUGAUUACCGCAAACUCGUAGAAUUUAGAGGACGGCUAGUUGCCAUGAAAAUCAGCUCUAUCUGGAUCUUCACUCUUCCGAUCAUUGCAAUCUGCAGUGCAUCCGCAUUUCCCGUUAACGCUACGACGGCCUUGGAUCUGCUCGAUCACAAUGCCAGAGAAGUUCUGAGGCGCGCGACGCCAGCUGCGCCGCAUUUCGUUGUUUACGCUGAUUCCUAUGACCCCUCGACGACAGGGCCUCCUGCGGCGUCUGCAAUCAAAGGAUUCAACGUUUUCGCAUUAUCGUUCCUUCUCAUUGAAGGCGCCUGGGACAAGGCGUACGAGUGGACCACAUUCACAGAUGCUCAGCGCACUACUAUCAAGUCCCAGUAUGCCUCUGCUGGUAUUAAGCUUGUGGUUUCCGUGUUCGGGUCGACGGAUGUUCCAACAUCUACUAACGCGGAUCCCAUCGCCACUGCAAAUACUAUGGCAGCCUGGGUGAAACAAUAUCAGUUGGACGGCAUCGAUGUUGAUUAUGAGGAUUUCAAUGCCUUUGCAGCUGGCGACGGCAAAGCUGAGGCAUGGCUAAUUUCGUUCACAAAGCAAUUACGAACCCAGCUGCCCCAAGGAACAUAUCUGCUGACCCAUGCUCAGGGUGCCUCUGAGUAUACCACAUGUGCGAACCUUCUCACCACAUCUUCGAACACAUGGCCAAAAACUGCCGUUUUCCAAAUCGCUGCUAACGGAGUGCCGCUGGAAAAAAUUGUAAUCGGCAAACCGGCGACCUCCAGUGAUGCUAGCAACGGCUUCAUGUCCACUUCUACUCUCGCGAGCUGCUUGCAGCAAGCUAAGAAUAACGGAUGGACCGGUGGAGCCAUGGUCUGGCAGUAUCCCAAAGCAACUUCGUCCUGGAUAACUGCCGUACGUUCUCUGUCUUGGCCUGUUUAA